Messenger RNA from Pteronotus mesoamericanus, 915 nucleotides. RefSeq names its product cathepsin L (gene CTSL). Gene Ontology annotation, biological process: positive regulation of apoptotic signaling pathway; positive regulation of peptidase activity; immune response. Gene Ontology annotation, cellular component: lysosome. The record is from RefSeq and is a predicted model, not a curated record. Gene Ontology annotation, molecular function: cysteine-type endopeptidase activity; cysteine-type endopeptidase activator activity involved in apoptotic process. Lineage: Eukaryota; Metazoa; Chordata; Mammalia; Chiroptera; Mormoopidae.
AUGUAUCUUUCACUCGUCCUGACUGCCUUUUACUUAGGAAUAACUUCAGCUGCUCUAAAAUUUAAUGGAAGUUUAGAUGCACAAUGGAACCAGUGAAAGGCCUCGCAGGAUAGGUUAUAUGUUUGCUUCAGAAUGAAGAAGGAUAGAGGAUUGUGGGAGAAGACUAUGAAAAUGAUUGACCUGCACAACCAGGAAUACAACCGAGGGAAACAGAGCCUCACCAUGACAAUGGAUGCCUUUGGUGACAUGUGAACCAAUGAAGAAUUCAGGCAGGUGAUGAAUGACUUUCAAAACCAGAAGCACAAGUAAAGGAAAGUGUUCCAGGAACCUCUCCCGGCUGAAAUCCCCCCAACUGUGGAUUGGAGAGAAGCAGGCUAUAUAACUCCUGCCAAGGAUCAGUGUCACUGUGGUUCUUGCUGGGCUUUUAGUGCAACUGGUGCCUUUGAGAGACAGAUGUUCUGGAAAACCGGCAGACUUAAUUCACUGAGUGAGCAGAACCUUGUGGACUGCUCUCAGCCUCAAGGCAAAGGUGGCCUAAUGGAUAAUGCAUUCCAGUGUGUUAAGUCCAAUGGAGGCCUGGACUCGGAAUCCUACCCAUAUCGUCCAAAGGUUGGAUCCUGCAAAUACAAGUCUGAGUAUUCUGUUGCCAAUGACACUGGCUUCACGGACAUCCAUCCAGAGGGGUCCCCUACGAAGGCAGCGGUAACUGUGGGGCCCAUCUCUGUUGCUAUAGAUGCAAACCAUUUUAGCUUCUAUUUCUGUAAAGAAGGUGUUUAUUAUGACCUACACGGCAGCAGCGGAAACCUAGGCUGUGAUUUGGUGGGUGGCUAUGGCUCUGAAGGAGCAGAAUCGAGUAACAAUAAAUAUUGGCUUGUUAGAAACAGGUAUAAACUGCUGAAAAAUACUUACAUUUGA